AUGCGCAGCAUAUUCAGAAGAUUCUCCUUUGCACGGUCGGCUAGGGAGUUUGUGGGGUAUCUCUCGGACGAGCUAUUCACAGCAGGGCAGGGCGCAGAGACGCAGAUAUACUAUACGAUAAUGGCAGACCCUGUGCGCACAGAAAUAAAGCAGCCAGAAAGGCCGCACUCCCCUUUGGUGGAGAUGAUGUUUAUGUGCUUGCUGUGCAUUCUGUGCACGAUGAUAUUCAAGUGCGCGAUACACUCUAUGAAGCCCAUCGUGUUUGAUGUCUCCGGAGGAAAUGCGUGUGCGAACAUAGGGAUGGGGGUUAUAUCGGCCCUCCUUGUGGUGCUGCAGUUUAGGAAGAUAUACAAGCCAGAGCCCGUGUAA
Nematocida major is the source of this 369-nucleotide messenger RNA. RefSeq lists its product as uncharacterized. The coding region runs from base 1 to 369 and encodes 122 amino acids. Lineage: Eukaryota; Fungi; Microsporidia. The record is from RefSeq and is a predicted model, not a curated record. The transcript has a single exon.